AUGGCUGUCAUCAAAUCUUCUCUCCUUGUCGCUCUGGCGGCUGCUGCUGCGACCACACACGCUCAGUCGGCGAACCCGGGCGUGGGUACCAAUCCUAAGGCGCAAGGCGCUACCGAGCAGGUUACGCCCAGCAGUGGUCCUAACGGUUCCGAGGACUGGUUAAACACUGGUCUCACCGGCGACGGCUGGAACCCUCCAUACCUGGACAUUUCCGAAGUCCUCCACGUCUCCCUCGACCAGUUCUACGGCGGCAUUGGAUCCAGCUGUGCCCAGUACGAUCAAUACUUCCAGAGCGCCGGAUCCCAAUACGGCAUCGACCCAGUCAUUCUCGCCGCCAUCGCCAUGCAGGAAUCCUCCUGCAAUGCCUACGCCGGCGGACCCACCCCCGGCCUCAUGCAGGUGUCCUGUGACAACUACCCCAACGGCCAGUGCACCGAUUCCAUCCAGGACAACGUCAAUGCUGGAACCAACUACCUCAAGUCACAGCUGGAUGCCUCGGGUGGAAAUGCUAUUCAGGCACUGGGCUCUUACAAUGGCUGGUUUACGGCGGGCAGUUAUCUCAAUGGUAACAAGGGAUUGACGGUGGACUACCCUUGCUCUUCCGAGGGUCAGUCCAACGGCGUGCCCCAGAACUUGGACUAUCUGCACCAGGUUCUGAAUGGUUGGUUCAUGGGUCUGGACGUGUAUGGGAGUGAUAACUGGAUUGGUACUUAUCACUGUGAUCAGAACUGCAACGAUGGCAGCAAGUGCUAA
Molecule: messenger RNA, 753 nt
Organism: Penicillium oxalicum
Lineage: Eukaryota; Fungi; Ascomycota; Eurotiomycetes; Eurotiales; Aspergillaceae
Product: putative extracellular soluble lytic transglycosylase
Exons: 2
Coding region: 1-753 (250 amino acids)
Source: RefSeq, a predicted model, not a curated record